GAGAGAGAAAGUGAGAGGUGUGAGGGUUGAAUUUGUCUUUUUCGCAAGUUCUUCUCUGUUCAACGCAGAAGAGAGAGAAACAGGAGAACUCUCUCUCUCCUCUGAAACCUGAAGACGAUAUUUUUUUGGGAGAGAGAAAGAAAAAUUAGGGUUUCGUUUUUGGAAUCACAAUGAAUGUCAUGCGUCGCCUCAAGAGCAUUGCUUCUGGUCGCUCUUCUGUUUCGGAUCCUGGUGGGGAUUCUGGCAUAAAAAGGGUCAAGGUUGACCAAGAAACAGAUCAGAAGGUUACUGGUGAAUCACAAUCCAUGGAGAAAUGUUUCACCGGUCCAGAGCAGCAUAUGGCUUCUACAUCUCUGGAAACUGCCACAAGCUCAUCCCAUGUAUCUUCUAUUGCUAAAACUGACAAAUCUGGUUAUGAUGAGCUUCCCAAAGAAAUGCAUGAAAUGAAAAUCAGAGAUGAUAAAACUGAUAACUAUGAUGAUAAGGAAAUGGAAACUGCUAUUGUUAGUGGUAGUGGAACAGAAACAGGUCAGAUAAUUUCCACAACAAUAGGUGGUCGAAAUGGACAACAAAAACAGACAAUCUCAUACAUGGCAGAGCGUGUGGUUGGCACUGGUUCAUUUGGCGUCGUCUAUCAGGCAAAAUGCCUGGAAACCGGUGAAACUGUCGCAAUAAAGAAGGUGCUGCAGGAUAAGCGAUACAAAAACAGAGAACUCCAGAUUAUGCGCUUGCUUGACCAUCCUAAUGUUGUUCAACUAAAGCACUGUUUCUUUUCAACUACUGAAAAAGAUGAGGUGUACCUAAAUCUUGCUUUAGAAUAUGUAUCCGAAACUGUCCACCGAGUCUCAAGACACUAUAGCAGGAUUAGCCAAUAUAUGCCUAUUAUUUAUGUACAGCUGUAUACAUACCAGAUUUGUCGUGCUCUUAAUUACAUCCACAAUGUUAUUGGUGUAUGUCAUCGUGAUAUCAAACCACAGAAUCUGUUGGUUAAUUCCCACACCCACCAGCUAAAACUAUGCGAUUUUGGGAGUGCAAAGAUGUUGGUGCCUGGUGAACCCAACAUAUCAUAUAUUUGCUCGCGCUAUUAUAGGGCUCCAGAACUGAUCUUUGGGGCUUCAGAAUAUACAACUGCAAUUGAUAUGUGGUCUGUUGGUUGUGUUUUGGCUGAACUACUUCUGGGACAGCCGCUGUUUCCGGGGGAAAGUGGGGUUGACCAGCUGGUGGAAAUUAUUAAGAUUCUGGGGACACCUACCAGAGAGGAAAUUAAGUGCAUGAAUCCAAAUUACACCGAAUUUAAGUUUCCUCAGAUUAAAGCUCACCCAUGGCACAAGCUAUUUCACAAGCGAAUGCCACCUGAAGCAGUGGAUCUUGUAUCAAGGAUGCUCCAGUAUUCACCAAAUCUACGUUGCACUGCUUUGGAGGCUUGUGCGCACUCCUUUUUUGACGAUUUGAGGGAUCCAAAUGUAAGCUUGCCAAACGAUCGGCCCCUUCCUCCUCUAUUCAACUUCACACCUCAAGAGCUCUCUGGUGCUUCUCCUGAGCUUUGUGAACGUCUCAUUCCCGAGCAUGCAAAGAAAUGAAGUUGUGAAACAGGCAAAGAUUUUGCAUCUGGAGGCAAAUGAUCAAACGGGUUUUUGGAUUGCUUAGUUCCCCACAUGAGACAUGCUACAAAUGCCGAACUAGUCUGUUGAGGCACACCAUCGUGGCCUUCCACAGAGCGGUUUUGAUGAAAUUGAGUGACUUAAAAAAUGAGUUUAUGGGGAUGCAGGUUGCUCAGUAAGGUGGUCUUCACAAAGGAUGUGUCGGCAGAGUUGCGAAGCGCAUGGAGUGGAGCUGCUCGGCGAUGAGGUUCCAACACUCGCUCGAUAUAUUUUCAAUGUGUUAUUGUUUUAUGCUUUUGACUGUUACAGAUGAGUUGUCACAGUUGUCAUUCUCUGUAAUGUAGUAGUUACGUAUCCAGUUAGUGUAUACUGGUUUGUUGACAUUUUGGUGUUGAAUGAGUGCGAGUUUGUCAUGGCCUAACCCCUUUGAAAUACUA
Cornus florida is the source of this 2038-nucleotide messenger RNA. Its product is annotated as shaggy-related protein kinase epsilon-like. The record is from RefSeq and is a predicted model, not a curated record. NCBI's taxonomy places the organism in Eukaryota, Viridiplantae, Streptophyta, Magnoliopsida, Cornales, Cornaceae. Gene Ontology annotation, cellular component: cytoplasm. Gene Ontology annotation, molecular function: ATP binding; protein serine/threonine kinase activity. The coding region runs from base 171 to 1580 and encodes 469 amino acids. The transcript has 13 exons. Gene Ontology annotation, biological process: signal transduction; protein phosphorylation.